UUCGCAGUACAAACCACGCCGCAUUUAUAUCCUGUCCCACGAUGCGAUCGAGGCGACGCCAUUGCCACUCCCAGCUAGCCUACCCAGUACAGUGACAGUAAAGCCGAGGCGCUAGUAGCUCACCGGGAGAUGGCACCAGCGGCGGCGGCGGCAACAAUGCUGCUGCUCCUCCUCGUCGCCCUCCUCGCGGCGCCCACGGCGCUUGCCGGCGGCGAGAAGAUCCCGACGCUGGUGUUCAUCCUGGCGGGGCAGUCCAACAUGGGGGGCCGGGGCGGCGCCACGGUCGGCGGCAGGUGGGACGGGUACGUCCCGCCGCAGUGCGCGCCGUCCCCGCGCACCCUGCGCCUCUCCCCGGCGCUGCAGUGGGAGGAGGCCCGCGAGCCGCUCCACGCCGGCGUGGACGUCGGCAACGUGCUCGGGGUCGGCCCCGGCAUGCCGUUCGCGCACGCGGUGCUGCGGUCCGCCAGGGUGCCCAAGGGCAGCGUGGUGGGGCUGGUGCCGUGCGCGCAGGGCGGCACGCCGAUCGCCAACUGGUCGCGCGGCACGGACCUGUACGACCGCAUGGUCACCCGCGCCAGGGCCGCCGUGGCCGGCACCGGGGGGCGCGGCAGGCUGGCGGCGAUGCUGUGGUUCCAAGGGGAGACGGACACCAUCAGGAGGGAGGACGCGCUGGCCUACGCCGGCCGCAUGGAGGCCAUGGUCCGCGACGUGCGGCGGGACCUCGCCAUGCCCGACCUCCUCGUCAUCCAGGUUGGGAUCGCGACGGGGCAGGGCAAGUUCGUGGAUCUGGUGCGCAAGGCGCAGCGGGCGGUGAGGGUGCCCAACCUCCGGUACGUCGACGCCAAGGGCCUCCCCAUCGCCAACGACUACACGCACCUCACCACCCAGGCACAGGUCCGCCUCGGCGCCAUGCUCGCCGAAGCUUACCUCGCCACGCUCCACUGAUUCAUUCUCCAGUGAAACACUGCUACUGCAUCCAUUGAUUCCAUGGGAAGAGUUUGGUGAUUGAUUACUAGAUUAAGUGGCUAAUGAGUGAAUCUGCUUAGUCUAUAGCGUAGCAGCACACAUUAUGCUGCACAAGUGUAAACCAGAAUCUCUGGUAGCCUUGUACUAUUGAUGUACUGUAUUCUCUUCUGGCUUUCAAAUGUAAAGCCGGGCUAUAUCAAUGGUGACAAAUGAGAUGCCAUAUAAUGCAAAUUGAUGAUACACGGGAUGAUCCAACUGUGUGCAAUCAGUGUCACCUCAAAAACUGCA
Messenger RNA from Lolium perenne, 1254 nucleotides. Its product is annotated as probable carbohydrate esterase At4g34215. NCBI's taxonomy places the organism in Eukaryota, Viridiplantae, Streptophyta, Magnoliopsida, Poales, Poaceae. The record is from RefSeq and is a predicted model, not a curated record.